GGAGCAGAAGUUGCUGGCCCAAUUUCCUCAGUGCACGUUACGCAGGGUGCCAGGCUCGCUGUGCAACACCCGCUUUCAAUCGAUUAUCUACAGGGGUGAAACUGGAUCCGCAAGGUGCUAAAAACGCCGCUAGUUGAGCGUUGUAGUGUGAGUCUCUCACAAGACAGCUCGCGGUCGUUUGAGAGGUCAACUGCGCCCGGAAAUGCUCUCGAAACUGCCAGCACUCUCGGGCUCGCCCCACGCUUCCAGGUGCCGGAGCACAGGCGCUGUGCAGCCUAGCGGUCGGCAAGCUGCUAUGGCUGCGAGGCCGCUUCAGGGCCCUCGCGCCCUGCUGCCGGUCCCCACGGCGUCAACUGCCGCGCCACUGCGCGCCACUGCCCAGGCCCCCGCCAGCACCAGCAGCAGCGCCGCAGAUGAGGGCGACGGUCUGGGUGUGAUUGCAGUGGACCCAGCGCUGGCCAACUUCAAAGGCCACCUGGAGUAUCGCUGGGCCCAGUACAGGCGCACGCUGGACUCCAUCACCGCGGGCGCGGGCAGCCUGGCGGCCUUUGCGGAGGGAUACAAGUACUUUGGAUUCAACCGGGAGGACGGCGCUAUUGUGUACCGGGAGUGGGCGCCGGCGGCCCAGGCGGCGGCGCUUAUCGGCGACUUCAGCAAGUGGGAGCCGGUGUGGAUGACCCGCGACGAGUGGGGCGUGUGGAGUGUGCGGCUGGAGGACGUGGACGGCAAGCCCGCCAUUCCGCACCGCUCCCGUGUCAAGGUCCGGCUGCAGCACCCCCACGGCUGGUGGAUGGACCGUGUGCCCGCCUGGAUCAAGUGGGCGGCGGCGGAGCAGCGCAUGGACGCCAAGUACGACGGCAUCUACUGGGACCCCCCGGCGGCGGAGCGGCACCAGUGGCGCCACCAGCGCCCGCCGCGGCCCGCGGCCCUGCGCAUCUAUGAGGCGCAUGUGGGCAUGAGUUCGGAGACCGGCAAGGUGGCCAGCUACAGCGAGUUCACCGACACGGUGCUGCCACGUGUCCAGGCGCUGGGCUACAACGCCAUUCAGCUCAUGGCCAUCCAGGAGCACGCCUACUACGGCUCCUUCGGCUACCACGUGACCAACCCCUUCGCGGUCAGCAGCCGCAGCGGCACACCCGAGGAACUCAAGGCUCUGAUUGACGAGGCCCACCGUCGCGGCAUCGCCGUACUCCUGGACGUGGUCCACAGCCACAUCAGCGGCAACCAGGACGACGGCCUGGCGGGGUUCGACAUGGGGCAGCGCGAGCAAGACAACUACUUCAAGCAGGGCGAGGCGGGCUAUCACAAGCUGUGGGACAGCCGCUGCCUCAACUACGCCAACUGGGAGUGCCAGCGCUACCUGCUGUCCAACCUGAGGUACUGGCUGGAGGAGUACCAGUUCGACGGAUUCAGGUUCGACGGCGUGACCUCCAUGCUCUACCACCACCACGGCAUCCACACCUCAUUCAGCGGCGACUACAACGAGUAUCUGGGCACCUCCACCAACGUGGACGCAGUGGUGUACCUCAUGAUGGCAAACAGGCUGGUGCACGACCUGGUGCCCAGCGCGGUGACCAUCGCCGAGGAUGUGAGCGGCAUGCCGGCGCUGUGCCGCCCCGUGGCGGAGGGCGGCGUGGGCUUUGACGCGCGCCUCAACAUGUCCAUUCCCGACACCUGGAUCAAGCUGCUGAAGCACGUGCGGGACGAGCACUGGCGCAUGCAGGACAUCGUGUCGGCGCUGUGCAACCGGCGCUACACCGAGAAGAGCAUCGGGUACGCCGAGAGUCACGACCAGGCUCUGGUGGGCGACCAGACCAUUGCGUUCCGGCUGAUGGGUCCGGAGAUGUACAGCGGCAUGAGCGCGCUGACGGAGGCCACUCCCGUGGUGUCCCGGGGUGUGGCGCUGCACAAGCUGAUCCGGCUGGUCACGAUGGCCCUGGGCGGCGAGGGCUGGCUCAGCUUCAUGGGCAACGAGUUCGGGCACCCCGAGUGGAUCGAUUUCCCGCGUGACGGCAACGGCUGGAGCCACCACUACUGCCGGCGGCAGUGGUCGCUCGCGGACACCGACCACCUGCGCUACAAGUUCCUGCAGGCCUGGGACGCAGCCAUGAUGGCCCUCGACAACCACUACGGCUUCCUGGCCUCGCCGCACCAGUGGGUGACCCACAUGGACGAGCCGGAGCAGAUCCUGGUGUUCGAGCGCGGCCCACUGCUGUUCGUGUUCAACUGGAGCCCCAUCGCCGACCGCGAGGCCUACCGCGUGGCGGUACCGGCGCCCGGCAAGUGGCGGGUGGCGCUGGACAGCGACGCCUGGGACUAUGGCGGCGCGGGCCGGGUGUUCCACGACGCGGACCACUUCAGUGACCCCGAGCCCGCCGGCACCAGCCGCGACCGCGAGCACUCCAUCCGGGUUCUGGCGCCCGCACGCACCUGCGCGGUGUACUACAACGCGGACACGCACACGCACUGGCGCGAGCGGCCGCAGGCGCAGCAGCAGGAGGGAGGCGCUGAGGCGGAGGCGCCGCACCACACGUACGGCCUGGCCCCGGCGGCGACGCAGACCGCGGGCGGGCUUAGCGUCGGCAGCGGCGACGAAGUGGUGUAGGUGUGCUGUGCAUGGCAUUGCGCUGCGCUGCGCUGUGCUGGCUUUUGAUGUGCAUGAGAGGGUGUGUGUAGCGGAUGUGAAGAAAAGUGCAAGUGGCUUGUUGAGUGCCCAGCUACGGGCUGGCGCUAAUAAUGGUGUUGCUGGGGCUCGAGCUGCUGGAAAGGCACAGGAAGCUUCCUUCGUUGGCGGUGCAAUGCACAGACAGGAAGUUCGUGGGCGGUGCAGGCAUGCAGAACGUUUCGUGGGCGGACAGGAAGGUUCGUGGUACGGUGCAGUGGCUUGGCGGCUUUCUGUGGCGGCGUGGCGGCUCAGUUGGGGUUGUAGAUGGACGUUCGGAACCUCGGAUGCAUGCGGCAGGUAGGCAAUGAGAUGCUGUGCAUGAGCGAAAGGAGAUAAAAAGCCAUGUGGCGGCGCGAUGGUGUAUGUGUGUGCACGCGCAGCCUGCAACAGCAGCGAGGGAUGCUGCGGGCGGUGACAGAAAGCACCGGAUUGCGGAGCUGUAAUGGUGGGGGGACGGCUCCAGCGUGUGCGUGCCUGCCCCUUGGAAAGCCUUGGAUUUGUAUAACUUUUUACACGGGUACGCCUGACCUUCACGCAAACAGGACACUUAUCAAGGCACAAAGCCACGCCUAUCCCAUAU
Chlamydomonas reinhardtii is the source of this 3245-nucleotide messenger RNA. RefSeq lists its product as uncharacterized. Gene Ontology annotation, biological process: glycogen biosynthetic process. Gene Ontology annotation, cellular component: cytoplasm. The record is from RefSeq and is a predicted model, not a curated record. NCBI's taxonomy places the organism in Eukaryota, Viridiplantae, Chlorophyta, Chlorophyceae, Chlamydomonadales, Chlamydomonadaceae. Gene Ontology annotation, molecular function: 1,4-alpha-glucan branching enzyme activity; hydrolase activity, hydrolyzing O-glycosyl compounds; cation binding. The transcript is spliced from 23 exons. The coding region runs from base 296 to 2605 and encodes 769 amino acids.